AUUAAACACUCUGAUAAGCCUCAGCACAAGCUUUACACUACUACUGUCACUGCUCUAACCUCUAUAGUAUGGCGCCCAAACCACAGUACCUAGAGGAAGAUUGUAUGAAAUACCACAAAACAAAAGAUCAUACUCAUAAAGCAAAGAGUUUGUCCUUCUUUGCCUCUAUCUUCUCCCUUUUCAUUUACAUCUCUAUCUUCUAUAUCUUCGACCUCUCUCCCUAUGCUCUCUUCAACAACAACAUAUUUUGGUUUUUCAUGUCCAACACUCUCAUCCUCAUCAUAGCUGCUGACUAUGGAGCAUUCUCUUCAUCCAAACAGAAACAAGAUCUCUAUGAAGAGUAUGCAAAGCAUAGUCAAGCAAGAAACUAUGUCUCUUCAUAUGUCCCCAAAUAUGAUGAACAAGUUGAUAAAAAAGGCAUUAGUCCCAAACAAGAGCCAGAUAGUGAGAUGUUGCAGGAGAAGAAAGAAACUAUAUCUGAUCAUAAUAAUGAUCAGAUUAUCCCUGAACGUGUACUUGAAAUUGUGGAACAAAAUCAACCAAAGAAACAUAGUGAACGCUCCAAUAAGAAAAAGCCAGUACUUCAUGACUUGCAAGUAGAUGAUGAUGGUUAUAAAGAAUUUGAGGAGAAAGAAACCCCUACAAGAAUUUACCAUCGAAGUAAAUCUGAUAGACUCAACAGAGCUAAGCAUGUGGUGAAUGAAGAGAGGAUGUACUCAGUUCGAAGGUCAGAGACUAUGAAAAAAGAAGCAAAAGUAGAAGAAGAAAAUGAGUUUUCUACUAUGACAAAUGAGGAUCUUAAUAGGAGGGUGGAGGAGUUUAUUCAGAAAUUCAAUAGGCAGAUUAGACUUCAGGCAACUAGAAAUGUCAAUCAAAUUUAGAAGUUCUUCAAGUGCUAGAAUCCACAGGUUAUUCCAAAAAUUUUGCUGUCUUCUGCUUUUGUACUUGUUUAAAUGUUGCAUUUUGUUCAUCAACGUGUUUUAGUUGGUGUAUAUAAUGGAAG
Messenger RNA from Gastrolobium bilobum, 1003 nucleotides. RefSeq lists its product as uncharacterized. The coding region runs from base 69 to 881 and encodes 270 amino acids. The transcript has a single exon. Lineage: Eukaryota; Viridiplantae; Streptophyta; Magnoliopsida; Fabales; Fabaceae. The record is from RefSeq and is a predicted model, not a curated record.